Hippopotamus amphibius kiboko is the source of this 1413-nucleotide messenger RNA. It is a transcript of the gene ARV1, whose product is annotated as ARV1 homolog, fatty acid homeostasis modulator. Gene Ontology annotation, cellular component: cortical endoplasmic reticulum; Golgi apparatus. The record is from RefSeq and is a predicted model, not a curated record. The transcript is spliced from 6 exons. Gene Ontology annotation, biological process: sphingolipid metabolic process; sterol metabolic process; regulation of plasma membrane sterol distribution. Bases 43 to 894 code for a protein of 283 amino acids. NCBI's taxonomy places the organism in Eukaryota, Metazoa, Chordata, Mammalia, Artiodactyla, Hippopotamidae.
CCCGCCACUGAAUCGGAAGUUCUGGCCCGCAGUUGCGCGGAAAUGGGCACGCGUGGGCGGAGUGGGCUUCGGCCUGGCAAGGGGGACGCCGAAGGGGUGACAGCUGGAAAGGGGAAGACGGAUGGGUUGGCAGUGACUCCUACUACUACUGCUGCCUCGGCCUCCUGCCAGUACAGGUGCAUCGAAUGCAACCAAGAGGCCAAGGAGUUGUACCGAGACUAUAGCCACGGCGUGCUGAAGAUAACCAUCUGUAAAUCCUGCCAGAAACCUGUAGACAAAUACAUUGAGUAUGAUCCAGUUAUCAUCUUGAUUAAUGCUAUUUUAUGCAAAGCGCAGGCCUACAGGCAUAUUCUUUUCAACACCAAAAUAAACAUGCACGGAAAACUCUGCGUAUUCUGCUUACUUUGCGAAGCAUACCUGAGGUGGUGGCAGCUGCAAGAUUCCAGCCGAAGCAUUGCUCCUGAUGACUUUAUCAGAUAUGCUAAGGAGUGGGAUUUCUAUAGAAUGUUUGCAAUUGCUUCUCUAGAACAGACUGCUUAUUUUACUGGCAUUUUUACUUUCCUGUGGGUAGAGCGGCCCAUAACAACAAAAAGAAGACUCAACUUCUCUUUGCUGCUGAAAGCACUGCUGUUAUCUAGCUACGGGAAACUCUUGCUGAUUCCAGCUGUCAUUUGGGAACAUGACUACACACCCCUGUGCCUCAGACUCAUUAAAGUAUUUGUCCUUACGUCAAAUUUUCAGGCAAUUAGAGUGACGCUGAACGUCAACCGCAAGCUCUCCUUUUUGGCCAUCCUGAGCGGCCUACUGGUGGAAAGUGCCAUGGUCUACCUCUUCCAGAGGAUGGAAUGGGCUGUUGGAAGCAACUGUGCCAUCUAUAAAUCUCAAGACUUCUGAAGAGGUACAGAGCAUCUCUCAGUGCUCCCGCAUGCAGACAGUUGCAUUUUUUACUCUGUGUGGCAUGACCAGCUGCAUCCGUAAAAUAGAAGACAUAAAAUACAAACCAAGCUUCUCGUUAUUGUUGUGUAAAAUGAAGCAAAGAUGUGGAUACACUUCCUGAAAAAGAAAGCAACGGUGAUGGCACUGGGAACUCCUAACCUUACCACCCCACCCCCUACAUGUAGGAAACAACUAUAAACCACGUACAGACACACACAGACACACACAGACACACUCACACAGACACAAGGAAUGUUGCUGCAGGAACUAAUGUAUGCAACAAGUGAAAUGUAUGCAUUAUAGAUGGUUCAGGCAGGCAUUUGAAUCAAAGGAAUGUGAAUUCAUGAGUCACGCACAAGAAAAGAUCUUUGUUCAUUCCUUUGACAUAUUUAUAUCUUUUUAAUUUAAAUGUUAAUGGUUAAAAUAAUAUUUUGUGUUCUUACAAGAGAAACUUCUCUCAGUGAAGUCACAAUAAAC